Cryptococcus amylolentus CBS 6039 is the source of this 712-nucleotide messenger RNA. RefSeq names its product peptidyl-prolyl cis-trans isomerase H. Lineage: Eukaryota; Fungi; Basidiomycota; Tremellomycetes; Tremellales; Cryptococcaceae. Gene Ontology annotation, molecular function: peptidyl-prolyl cis-trans isomerase activity. The transcript is spliced from 7 exons. Bases 280 to 642 code for a protein of 120 amino acids. Gene Ontology annotation, biological process: protein peptidyl-prolyl isomerization. Gene Ontology annotation, cellular component: intracellular membrane-bounded organelle. The record is from RefSeq and is a predicted model, not a curated record.
CUUUACGAAAGCCAAACUUUUACCGCCAGUUUUCACAAGCUGAAUGUCUACGUUCGACCCUCCUGCAGGACACACAAGACCCGUCGUCUUCUUCGACAUACACAUAGGGGAGACUCCGGCGGGACGUAUCAAGAUGGAGCUUUUUGACGAUAUAACGCCCAAAACGGCUGAGAACUUUAGACAGUUGUGCACGGGGGAGCAUCGUCUCAACUCUAUCCCGCAAGGCUACAAGAAAUCUAUAUUUCAUCGAGUGUUGGUCUUCCCCUCGUACCUCAGCAGAUGUGUGUGGCUCGUACUCACUGUGACUUUAGGAUUCCUCAAUUUAUGAUCCAAGGAGGUGACUUUGUUCGAGGCGACGGUACCGGAUCUUUCUCCAUCUACGGGGCUCAGUUCGAAGACGAGAAUUUCAAGAUCAAGCACACCGGACCUGGGCUCCUGAGUAUGGCGAAUAGUGGGCCAGGAACAAACGGAUGUCAAUUCUUCGUGACUACGGCGCCUGCAGAGUUUUUGGAUGGCAAACAUGUGGUUUUUGGCAGGGUGAUCGAUGGGUUAUUGACCGUAAGAAAGAUUGAGAAUGUUUCUACAGGCCAGAACAACCGACCGAGGCUGCCAGUCCGGAUAACGGAAUGCGGCGAGAUGUAAAGGAAGGCGACUGACUGUAUCCGAUUGUACAAUACGAUACAGCAUGUAUGGAUCGAAAACUACGUACCGU